AUGUGGACACAUGACUAUACCCAGGACCAGUCGUACCAGCAGACAGUGACCCACCCUGACCCAGAAACUCUGCAGGACUACCACAACCACGGCUCCCAAACUAACCUCAACCAUCAGCUGGCCCGGGGAAAGAAGCACCAGCUGGACCAGCAGACCUACACCAGCAACAGAAACCACAAGAGGCAGCUCAAGACUCAAAAGGACCAUCAGCCCCCCAACAGCUAUCAGGAUUCCAUACUGGACUCCCAGACCAUGUACAGCAACAAGCAGAACCAGCAGAACCAUCACAUGAAACAGCAGUCUCUGGACCUUCAGACUCAACUGGACCUACAGAACUGCAACCACCAUCAGAGCCAGCAGAUGGAGGUGAACCAUUACCACCAUCAGUCUGUCCAGAGCCAGCUACAGAACCAGCUGGACCAUUACCACCAUCAGUCUGUCCAGAGCCAGCUACAGAACCAGCUGGACCAUCCCCACCAUCAGUCUGUCCAGAGCCAGCUACAGAACCAGCUGGACCAUCCCCAGCAUCAGUCUGUCCAGAGCCAGCUACAGAACCAGCUGGACCAUCCCCACCAUCAGUCUGUCCAGAGCCAGCUACAGAACCAGCUGGACCAUCACCACUAUCAGUCUGUCCAGAACCAACUGGACCAUCACCAGCAUCAGUCUGUCCAGAGCCAGCUACAGAUCCAGGUGGACCAUCACCAGCAUCAGUCUGUCCAGAGCCAGCUAGACCAUCACCACCAUCAGUCUCUCCAGGACCAGCUACAGAACCAACUGGACCCUUACCACCAUCAGUCUCUCCAGGACCAGCUACAGAACCAACUGGACCCUUACCACCAUCAGUCUCUCCAGGACCAGCUACAGAACCAACUGGACCAUCACCAGCACCAGUCUGUCCAGAGCCAGCUACAGAGCCAGAAGCACCAGCUCUAA
Molecule: messenger RNA, 933 nt
Organism: Oncorhynchus gorbuscha (pink salmon)
Lineage: Eukaryota; Metazoa; Chordata; Actinopteri; Salmoniformes; Salmonidae
Product: sex-determining region Y protein-like
Exons: 3
Coding region: 1-933 (310 amino acids)
Source: RefSeq, a predicted model, not a curated record